UUGUGCAGGUCUUGGAGUUGGAAGCCGAUCCUCUGUUUUGGUUCUGCUCGACCACUCUAUAACACCAACUGAACGAAUGAAUAUCAGCAGCCAUUUGGCUUCGCCAUGUAGAAAAGUUCACAUUUCAUUUUCCCGUCGGAGUAUUGCAUCGAUAAUUGAAUCCCUCGAUUUCGUGCAGCGGAGGAGAAGCUCCGAUCCAAACCAACCGCUGAAGGAGCGCGAUCGGAAGGGGGUCCAAGUGAGAGUAGCACUAAUAAUGUCUAAACUUAUCAUGGUAGCAUAGCAAGAUAAAUCAAUGUACCAUAGAUGGAUGCGUGCUUCCCAAUGCAUAUUCUCUGGUCUUAGAAGUUCACACUAGAUUUGUGGCGAAGCUUGUCAUGUUUGAUUUCAAAAUUAAACACCACCCAACAAUCAUUUACAGGCCAAUUCGGCCAUCUGAUCUUCAAGUUCUUGAGCUGAUCCAUGCUUCUUUAUUCCCCGUAAGGUAUGACAUAGACUUCUUCCUCAAUGUUGUCAAUGGGCUAGGCAUCGUCUCUUGGGGUGCUGUUGACAUUAGCCGGUCAGAUGGCCGCUUUGAUGAGCUUAUCGGAUUUGUCACAACACGCAUCAUCUCAGUAAAAGAAAGUGAGAUUGAGAAUUUACUAAGAUAUGACAUGUCAAGGAAGGAUCAAACUCUAGUCUAUAUCUUGACACUUGGUGUGGUAGAACAAUACAGGAACCUUGGCAUAGCUUCUGCACUGGUUCGAGAAGUUAUAAAAUACGCUUCAAGCAUUUCCAGCUGCAGAGCAGUAUAUUUGCAUGUCAUUGCUUACAAUCAGCCAGCCAUCCAUUUCUAUCAAAAGAUGCUGUUUAAGCUUGUAAGAAGGUUAUUGAAGUUCUACUAUAUUAAUGGGCAACAUUAUGACUCAUUCCUAUUUGUGUACUAUGUUAACGGAGGUCAGUCUCCAUGCUCACUUAGGGAAGUAUUAGCAGCAUUUUCUGCAUAUUUGAGGAGAUUGCUGAGCAUCCUGGCUGGAAAGAUUUGGGUCAAGAGGAAGCCAAGAUGGCCCAGAUGUAAAGAAAACAACAUCCUUUUAGUAUCACAGAACAAGAGAAUCCUCAACACUGAGAAUUCCAUCUGCCAAACCGCUUAAAAUUGAGGUAUUGACGCAAAACUAUUGAAAUGCCUGUUCCACUGCUUUUCUAAGUAGAGUCCAGGAUCCUGUAUUUUAUCAGAUACCUUUGUGAUUAGCAAAUGUUGGCGUCGCAGCAUCUUUUUUUUAAGUUAGUACAUAAAUAGAGUCAAAUUAUUUUGGUAUUUCUGUUGUCUUAUUAACAAUUAACUGAAUCCACAUUUAACAGUGUGUAGGUCUUCGUAAAUAUGUAAUAUAUUGUUUUAUA
Messenger RNA from Phalaenopsis equestris, 1380 nucleotides. RefSeq names its product histone acetyltransferase MCC1-like. Bases 378 to 1133 code for a protein of 251 amino acids. Gene Ontology annotation, molecular function: histone acetyltransferase activity; protein-N-terminal amino-acid acetyltransferase activity. The transcript is spliced from 6 exons. Gene Ontology annotation, cellular component: Golgi membrane. The record is from RefSeq and is a predicted model, not a curated record. Gene Ontology annotation, biological process: N-terminal peptidyl-methionine acetylation. Lineage: Eukaryota; Viridiplantae; Streptophyta; Magnoliopsida; Asparagales; Orchidaceae.